AUGACUGAACCUACAUCAGAAAAUCCCGAUACAACAGAAAAUCCCGAAACGCAUUCAUGGUUCGGGCAAAUCAAAGAAGCUAUUGAGCAUGUAGCGGAGAGUUUUCAAUCUGCAAAAAUUGAUGAAAAUGUUGUGAAAGCUUUUGAUGAUUUGGAUGAUAGAGUUAUUGAAAAAUUAAAGGACACUACUCUUUAUCCCGAACUUGAAUGGGAUGCAACUGUAAGAAUUAGUAAUGAUUUAUGUGAAGAAGAAAAAAAAUUUAUUCAUGAUAGAAAACUUUUUAUCCGUGAAGCAUUUGCAAAAUAUGUGGGAGUUGACGUUAGUGAAAUUCAUGUUGAUGAUAUUCCAGUAAUUACAUUUAUGGGAAGCGGUGGAGGAUUUAGAGCUAUGAUUGCUGUUACUGCUUACCUCAAAGCUCUCCAAGAUUCUGGACUUUAUGAUUGUGGUGUAUAUCUUACAGGUCUCAGUGGCAGUUGUUGGAAUAUGGCUCAACUAUAUUCAACGAUUGCUCAAUCACAUGAGAAUCCGAUUCAAGCAUUAUUAGAUUUUUAUAGAACCCAACUUACACAUAAUAUUGUUAAUGCACGUGGAGUCUUAAAAGGACUUUCUGAAACUUCUGAUACAAAAACAGCUGUUGAAUUAGUAUUUGGAUCUUUAAUUCAGAAAAAAGCCACCGGGGUGAAAUUAUCAAUUAUGGAUGUUUACGGUGCAUUGUUAGCCGCAAAACUUAUGAUUGACAAAGAUCCCACAAAACAAUUUGGUGAUUUUAAAUUGAGUGAACAAAGAAAAUAUAUUGACGGUGGAAAGAAUUUAAUGCCUCUUUAUGUUGCAACUUCUCAUAUUCGUCCAUGGAAAGAUGCUCUUGAAACAAAAGAAGCAGCAUUAAUUCCAAAUUACGAAGAACUUUUCGAAAUACAUAAAAAGAAGAAAGAUUAUUAUCAGUGGUACGAAUUUAAUCCUUAUGAAAUUGGAACAUGGAUUCCUUCUUGGGCGUUCGGUAGAAAAUUCGAAUUUGGAAAAACUGUUGAACGAUUUCCUGAACAAAAUUUUGGCUUAUUAAUUGGUUUAAUGGGUGCUGCACCUGCUGCUCCACUUAUUUCAGAUAUUACUCAAAUUCAAUUAUUCCUUCCUGCGGGAAAUUUUAAAGAUCAAUUUAAAAACCUUUAUGAUGAAGCCAUGGAAAGAAUUGGAACUCAAAAACAACAAGAAUUUGAAGGACAUCAUCCAAUUCCACAACCACAUAAUUAUAAUUUUUCAUAUCAUCUUCAUCCAUCGCCACCAUAUCCACUUGGACUCACCAAUAAUGAAAUAAUUGACCUCAUCGAUUCUGGUGUAUCAAAUGAUUUUCCCAUGUAUCCCAUAACUCAUCCAAAUAGAAAGAUUGAUGUUGUCAUUGGAUUUGAUUGUUCAAGUGUUAUCAUUGAUCAUAAAUUUUUUGAUGACGAACAAGAUUUUUUCUGUAAACGAAGAGGUUUCAAUAGAGUUACUCGUGACGUGACUAACAAAUAUUGUGAAAUUUAUGAUUACAUUCCAACCGGCGAAACUGAUGAUGAAUUUUUACCUCCCGCACAAAAGCAAUUUGUAUUAUGUUAUAUGCAAUAUUUUCCUAAUGAUAAGGUUGAUCCCAGUUUUGUACCUAGUAAAGCGAAAUUUGCUGCUUUCAAUAAUUUCGUUUAUACCACUGCUCAAGUUGAUUUAAUGAUUAGAUUAGCAAAAGAAAAUUGGUUGGAAUCCGAAAAACAAGUUAAGGAAAUUAUCAUUGAUACUUGGAAGAAAAAAAGAGAUGCAAGAUUGAAUGGAACCAAUUUUCCAUAA
Messenger RNA from Diversispora eburnea, 1815 nucleotides. Lineage: Eukaryota; Fungi; Glomeromycota; Glomeromycetes; Diversisporales; Diversisporaceae. The record is from the annotation of a GenBank genome assembly.